This is a messenger RNA of Fusarium venenatum, 441 nucleotides long. Its product is annotated as DNA-directed RNA polymerase. Gene Ontology annotation, molecular function: protein dimerization activity; DNA binding. Gene Ontology annotation, cellular component: RNA polymerase III complex; RNA polymerase I complex. Lineage: Eukaryota; Fungi; Ascomycota; Sordariomycetes; Hypocreales; Nectriaceae. The record is from RefSeq and is a predicted model, not a curated record. Gene Ontology annotation, biological process: DNA-templated transcription.
AUGCCUGCACGAACUAAGGAGGAACAGCCUCAGGCUGAGGAUACCAACAUGGAGGAUGCCCCAGCCUCUGCGCAGCCUGAGACAAACGAUGAGGAGGUUGAGGACGAAGAAGAGGAAGAGGAGGUUGAGCCCCAACGAGUUAGAAUUCUGCCGGGCUCAACAGACACUGCUGCCUCAUUUGAGUUCAUCGAUGAAGGUCACACCCUUGGAAACGCUCUGAGAUAUAUCAUCAUGAAGAACCCCGAUGUUGAGUUCUGUGCUUAUUCUAUUCCUCACCCAUCAGAGCCAAAAAUGAACAUCAGAAUCCAAACCUACGAUGGCAAUGCAGUCGAUGCGCUCAAGAAGGGCUUGGUUGACAUCCAGGAAGUAUGCGACGUGGUUGCCGAUGAGUUCUGGACCAAGAGAGACGCCUACAUUGCUGAGCAGGGUAUUGAUCGAUGA